AUGACAGUCGGUCAAGGGACUUUGUAUGCUUACUCUACCUACUUUUAUCUGCAGACAAUCCCUCGAACAGGGAACUACUUGGCUCGUUUCAGAGUAGGCGGAGCAAAAGUCGCCAGGGUCGCUCAACUCGAGAUGUGCCUGGAAUUAGCAUGGCGAUUGCGCUCACGCCGCGGCGAGGUGUUCUGCUUCGCUCAACUCAAUACCUCCUGCAUGUCCGCUUUGACUACGACCCUGGUCAUGCAGCUUGGAUUUCUGCUGGUCUCAUGGUUGGCUGCUCUCUUGGUUGCUCUGCCUGCUCGCAUGAACUAUCGUAUGCAUUGGGCUUCACGGACAAGGGCAACAGCUGUAUGCCGUGGUAUCCCAACUGGCGAGGCGGACAGGCUCAUGAUGGGACCAAGAGCUAGCUCAUGGUUCACCGCCAAAGACCAUUCGCUAUCGGCAAUGGUCUGCGGGUACCCUCCGCCACACCAAGACUCGGACUGGCCACUUCUACUCCUAAAUUCAAAUGGUCCCGAUCAACACGCCAAGGUGGUCUCGGACUUGGAUCUUGCAGCACGGAAUGUGAGACAUAAUCAACCUAAGAUGGCCUCUGUCGCUUUCGGCUGAGUCAACCUUGUGUGGAGUUGUGAUCAUACCGCAUUGUGAUUCACAUCAUCUGCGGCCUGGUUGGGUUGUACGACUAUCGCGAUAGACGCUGGCAACAGAAUGGAAUGUUACUUUCAGUUUGGCCUUCGCAAGACAACCCAACAGCCGUACCCGGGACAUUCCUUUACCUCUGGGUGUGUGGUCGAAUCUACGACGUCAAAUGCUAGCUGCACGAUGCAAGGAACAGGAACGGAGACGAAAGAGGCUCGCGAUGGAUGCAAGACUGGCCAAUACAGAGCUUUUGCGGGCAGCAGUUCGAUUUCCUGGAUGUGGAACACACAUAAAGACAGGGUUUUACAUACUCGCGCUCCAGACACAACAACCUUUGCGCAUCCAGACGGGAAAUGCCGC
This is a messenger RNA of Colletotrichum navitas, 996 nucleotides long. RefSeq lists its product as uncharacterized. Lineage: Eukaryota; Fungi; Ascomycota; Sordariomycetes; Glomerellales; Glomerellaceae. The transcript has 3 exons. The record is from RefSeq and is a predicted model, not a curated record. Bases 1 to 606 code for a protein of 201 amino acids.